AUGAUCAACUGUAACAGUACAGGUAGAGAUUAUGCAUAUGUUAUGGGUUCUCCCUUUCGUAAGAAAAACAGGAAAUUUAGUGGUUAUCCAUGUGCCUCGGGGUUCGCUUUCUAUCCUGAAACAAAAGACUACAAAUUGUUUAUGGUAUUUGGCAGAUCAUUCCUCAAAGCUGAAGUGUUCCCAUUGAGGACAGGUGCUUGGAAACAAUUUAACCUGGUAAAUCCUUUCGGUGAAUGUUUUCUUAGUCCUGACAGUUCAGUGGUUGCGAAGGGAAUAUGGUAUCAUGUAGCAUUUACAAAGGCGAUCAAGGAUGAAACCAUGUCAAAGAAUCAAAUUAAAAGUGCUUUUGACAUUGUCAGUGAGGCAUUCUCAAAGAUCGAAGUUGGCCGACCUUAUGAUGAUAUCCGUAAGAAAAAAACAAGCCUUAUGGUGUACAAAGAAGGACUUACUAUGAGUGUAUAUAAUGGGACAAAGCAUCAACCUGAAAGCUUGAUAUAUAUGGAAAAUGAAGAACGAGUGUUGGACAAAGAUAUUGAUCAGUAA
Molecule: messenger RNA, 543 nt
Organism: Dovyalis caffra
Lineage: Eukaryota; Viridiplantae; Streptophyta; Magnoliopsida; Malpighiales; Salicaceae
Source: the annotation of a GenBank genome assembly